AUGAAGCUCUCAGCCCCAGUGGCCGUCGGGGUGCUGCUGGCCCUGGCCCUGCUGGCACUCAUCCACCUGCCCCCACCACCGGACCACUCUCCACUCCCACUGCCAGCCUCAUCCCCCCUAGGUCCCCCAUGGGAGGUGGCUGACCCGCUAUCUGGAGGACAAGCCCACAGAGAAAGGCUCCCUGUACCCCUCACUCGCUCACGGCGGGACCAGCCCCCUGGCCGGGGCAGGAGGCGGCGCCGGGGUGUGGAGAGGGAAACUCCCCUGUGGCUCUCUGAGGAUGACCUCCAGAAGAUGCAGCUGCUGGCCAGUGGGCAGGUGGUCUCCAAGACCCGCAUACCUGCCCAUGGGCAAGUCAUGCGAGUGGGGCUGCAGGUCGUGGGGGAUGCCAAAGGGAAUGUCUUGCCAGCCAGCCCAGAGAGGGACUGCCAGGAUGGGCACUGUGGGCUCAUCAAGCGCCCCGGGGACCUCUAUGAGGUGCUGGCCUUCCACCUGGACAGGGUGCUGGGGCUGAACCGCAGCCUGCCCGCUGUGGCCCGGCGCUUCACCAGCCACCUCCUGCCCUACAGCUACACCGAUGGCUCCCUGCGCCCCAUCAUCUGGUGGGCUCCUGACCUCCAGCACCUGGAGGAUGCCAACAACGACCAGAACUCCUGUGCCUUGGGGUGGCUGCAGUAUCAGGAUAUGCUGCAGCCCCACAGAGUGACACUGGUGGCUGGGGAUGCCCCCUGCUCCAGAAUCCCACACGGCGAGUGGAGCCGCCUGGCCCUCUUCGACUUUCUUCUCCAGGUUCAUGACCGCCUGGACCGCUACUGCUGUGGGUUUCAGCCUGAUCCCUCUGAGCCCUGCAUGGAGGAGAUGCUCCACGAGAAGUGCCGGAACCCAGAAGAGCUGGUCCUGGUCCACAUCCUGGUCCGGAGGAGUGCGCCAUCUCGCCUGGUGUUCAUUGACAAUGCAGGCAGGCCACAGCACCCUGAGGAGAAGCUCAACUUCAGGCUCCUUCAAGGCAUAGACAGCUUUCCAGCAGCGGCAGUGGCCAUGCUGCGAUCAGGCAGACUGCAGAGCCUGCUGCUGGAGUCACUGCGUGUGGACCGGGAGCUCUGGGAGAGCCAGGGCGGUGCCAAGGGCCUGAUACCCCUGCUUCAGACCAUUGACAGGCGGGCACAGAUCCUGCUCAGGUACAUCCAAGAGCACAACCUGACAGUGUUUGAGGACUUGCCAUGUUGAACUGACCUCCAGUCAGCACAGAGUUCCUGCCUGGCAAAUCUCAACAGCAACAGAUGUACCUCACGCCCGCAGCAGGGGUGAUAUGAGACUGCUUGGCUCUCCACAAGGUGUUUCCCCCCACCUUGUAGAAUGAUCUGGAGAAGCAGAUGGGAUCACAGGGAGCAGGAAAGACAAGGAGGAGAUGUCUCCUGAGACAACCCACAACUGCUUGAGAAAGGCAACAGUCAUCAAGUCAUGGUCUCAGCAUGGAUUUCCAAAGGAGGGGCAUAUCCAUGAGAUUUUUGGGUGCCUUCACACAUACACACACACACGCAUGCAUGCACACACACACAAACAUACACACACAGCUGCUAUGAAAACUGGAGGCUCGGACAAUUGAACAUGGACUCUAGUAAGGGUUAAAAAGCAGUGGAAGAAGUCACUGACAGCCUUUCCAUGCUUGUACUGGACUUUUUGAUGAUGCUUUCCAAAACAUCCCAGUCGGAGUUCACCAGAGGUGAACUUUCUAAGUGGAUUAAGCAGGGACAAGAUGCUAGAGCUGAGCUCUGUCUGGCACUCCCACGGAGGGGAUCAUGUGUGCUUGGGAGCACGUGUAAGCCACUGCUUGAAGCCGGGGCUAGGCAGGACCCAGGACUGCAGGAGCACUGGGCAGCAGCUGCCUUCACAUAGCCCAUGGUACCAUCCCUGGCGAGCACCAUGUGCCGUGUGCCACGUGCCUUGUGCCAUGCGCCAUGCCUCAGCAGGCCUGGGCUGCUGCCAGGGCACAUUCUUGAUUUGAAGAUUCAAAUCUCUUGCUCACUCUUUCCCUUUGCCAUCAGGGGAUUAAAAGGCAAAACUACCAUGGUUUUGUUUAGCACUCCUGACUGCUCCCUUGGGCACGGCUGUGCGGAGCUCUUUCCAAGGCUUGCUUGUUUUAACAAAAAUGCCAGGCUAUUUCAGCAGAAAGCAAUCAAGUGCAAAACUCUUUCUGAGCAUGCUGGCACCUCCGGCAGAGCCCAUCCUGCUCCUGUCAUCCCAGCAGCCCACUGUGAUGAGGCACAGCAGCAUCCCAGCCAGGAAGGUCUUCAAGUGUCAGGGCUGACAGAUAACCCAAAAGCAAAAAGAAUAGGAGGAAAAAAGAUAGAGGGAUGGGCUCUAUCAUUCCCUGCAGUGUGUUUCCCAGCUGAGGCAUGCAGUCAGUGUUUGCUUGCCAGGAGCUGCCAGUUCCUGGCCUGUGGACCAAAGGUUUGCCACCAGGACAAGGCUUUUUAAAGGUGCCUCAGGGAGCAGCCCUCCAUUUUUCCAGCCCUACAGGUAGAGGCUCCAUGCUUGAGGCACCUCAAAUCACUUGUGCCUUUGGGAAGCCUCAGUGAGACUGGUGUGGGCACCCAUGCAGAGCUGCUGUCCCAUUGCCAUAGCUUUGGAGAACAUGGCCACCCAUGUAGCAGGGGAAGAAAAGGCAGGUAUUGAUACCUUCCCCACCCCAUGCCUCUUAACAUCAUGUCAGUUUGAGAGCCUGCAAGGGGAUGCUUUAACAACCAUGCUGAUAAGCACAAGCAAUUACCUUUUUUCCCCUUUUUCCUCUUGCUGAAGAGAAGAUGAAGUGAGGUGUGGGUGACAUGAAUCAACAAGCACAAGUGCUCUCAGGAAGUGUCAGCACUCAGCAUUGCAGGCACAUCAGCAUCCAAAGUGCCAUCAGCAUCUUCCUGGAGUCCUGCCCUCCAAUUAGCCAGGGAAAGCCUUUCCCCCAGCACUCUCUCUCCACCCCAUGAGUUAUCAUCCCAUUUGCCAUGCCAUGGGGUGGAUGACUGUCACGGAAGCCCUGCUAAAGCCUGAAUUGUGGGGAUUUAUUAUUAGUAGAUGAGCUCAGCUUGCAAGCAUGGAGGAGAGUGAAAUAAUUCAACCUGGUUCCUACGAAAAGCCAUGCCCAGGCAUGGCUAUAUAAGUGUAAAGGAUACUCAAUGUAACAUAAUUAAAUCCAAAAAAUGUGCUGUGAAAAGCUGCGAGGUAAAAAGAGAGUUAGGGUGUGCAGCAUUAGUCAUAGACUUGUUUUUUCUCAUUAAAAUGAGAAAUUUCAUUAAAAGAUAGGUUUUCAUCCCAUGUAAUCCAUGUUCUCAGUGAGAACUGAGAGGCAGGUGGGGCUCUGUGCAGUGGCCAAAACUUGUGGACUUUGCUGUGCUGGAACAGCAGCUUUUGCCUUGCUCUUGGUUGCAUCUUCUCAACCUUAACAUUGCACAGGGUAGUGGGGAUUUUUCUGGGGUUUUUUUUGCAUUUCCUUAGUUGUAAUGUGAGUUUGUACAUAUACGGGUACAUCUGUAAG
Molecule: messenger RNA, 3526 nt
Organism: Neopelma chrysocephalum (saffron-crested tyrant-manakin)
Lineage: Eukaryota; Metazoa; Chordata; Aves; Passeriformes; Pipridae
Gene: GASK1A
Product: golgi associated kinase 1A
Exons: 4
Coding region: 1-1227 (408 amino acids)
Cellular component (GO): Golgi apparatus
Source: RefSeq, a predicted model, not a curated record